UCCGACGAUAAUUAUUUUUAGCUGCACGAUGGUGAACUUAUAUUCUAGUGUUGCGUGGCGCAUACGUAUUUAUGUUGCUAGCCGUUUCAACCAACAAUAUGUUUUUGAUAUCAGCAAAAGAACACGUUUGUGUGGAAAAUAAGUGAUAGUAAACAAUGUCGAGUACUUUACAAGUUAGUAAGAAUUUAGUGAAUAUAGUGGGAAACUGAUGCGACUCGUUGCGCCUGCACAGUGGCAGUGAUUUUGUGUCCAAUAAAAAUACCUCCGGGAUACUAUGUGGUGGUUUUUUCUAUAAAAUUUAAAAGCACAUAGUUAAUAUAGUUAAUUCUGCAGAACAGCAUUCUCUCAUGUGAACCAUACGAACCUGAGCUCUGGAAAGAAUGGCCAUAAACAAGAAACUGUUGCCUAUAAAGGCCCACUAUUUUUUCUUUAUGGCAGCAAUGGGUCCAAUUUUACCACAGCUUUCGGUUUAUGGUAAAGAACUAGGUAUAUCAUCAGUCGUUAUGGGAACCAUCACUGGAAUCCUACCCUUCGCUUUCCUUUUGGCGAAGCCAGCAUUCGGCUUAUUGGUGGACAUUUAUCGAAAUUAUAGAAAAAUGAUUUUCAUGUUGUUGAUAGUUGUGAUGACCGUAUCAUACACUGUGAUGAAUUUUAUUCCUCCACGACAAGUGCUGAAACUGGAGUUCAGGAAUUUUAGCGCCACUCCGGACACAUGUAAUGUUACAGAACUGAACAGUUACGUGGAAUGUUCUAACCACACUGUACGGGUCAACUGUAAGUCAAAAUGUUUCCUUCCUGGAAGUUUUCUUGCCAUCCCCGAUAAUUCUAGUGAAACAAGCUACAAUAUAUGUACUUUUUCAAUUGGUACUCCAUCCACUUCCAACUAUACUUCAGAAAUCUCUUCAGAAAACUCUUCAGAAUCCAUUCUCUGUGACAUAUAUUGCAGCAAUGAAGACGUUGAAAUUGAUAGUGGCUGCUUGUAUAAGUCAUUAUCAUUCUGGAGUUUUGUCGUACUUAUGUCUGUAGGAACAAUAGGCUUCAAUGUCAUAAAUUCAAUUAGUGACGCAAUAUGUUUUGACGUAAUUGGAAAAGAUGGCGACUAUGGAAAACAACGAGUAUGGGGCACCAUAGGGUUUGGCGUAACAGCUUUAAUUUCCGGAUACGUCGUUGAUCUGUUUUCUGACAACACAAUCAAUUAUACUCCUGCCUUUCUGACAAUUUUGGUGUGUUCAGUCAUAGAUCUGGGAGCAUGCAUUAAGCUUGAGCUUCCGAUUAUUCCAGUGCCAGAAAAUAUUUUUAAAGACUUACGGCGACUUCUAAACAGUAAAACCGUAAUUACGUUCAUUACGUUCGCAGUAUUUGCAGGAGUCUUAGACAGUCUAAUAAUUUAUUUUCUCUUUUGGCAUCUUCAAGAAUUAGCUACAGCUACUAACACAGCCAAUGUGAAACUAAUAGAGGGUUUAGUAGUGGCUGCUGAAACUCUUGGUGGUGAAGUAAUUUUUUUCUCAGUGGCUGGAAAAAUUUUGGAACGAAUCGGUCACGUACAUUGCUUUAGUAUGUGCUUUAUUAAUUACGCUCUCCGAUUGGGGUUAAUAUCCUUGGCACCCUCUCCUUGGUGGAUAGUACCGAUCGAGUUCUUUAUGCAAGGACCUACGUAUGCCCUCACCUACACUACAAUUGUUGCAUAUGCCAAUGAGUUAGCGCCUCCGGGGGCAUCAGCGACCAUGCAAGGAAUAGCGGCAGGAAUGGAUGACGGCGUCGGAUAUGCCAUUGGUAGUAUUCUUGGAGGAGUGAUGUUCGAAUAUCUUGGUAGUCAGUCUACGUUACAAGUUUUUAGUGCAUUUGGACUACUGUGUAGUAUUGCGCAUGCGUUACUUCACAGGACAGUAUUACGUAAAGAGUUGCUGGAAAAAAGUGAAGAAAUUGUUGAAUACAAGAGUCCUGAAGAGGCGUAUAAAGCGACUUACCCGGAUAGUUAAUGUUAAUGAAGAAAUAAUUUUAUAAAUAGUAGUUAUUUAAUUUUCAAUUGAUAUAUUUUUUCUAAUAAAUUUUUUAAUACAA
Molecule: messenger RNA, 2061 nt
Organism: Zophobas morio
Lineage: Eukaryota; Metazoa; Arthropoda; Insecta; Coleoptera; Tenebrionidae
Product: major facilitator superfamily domain-containing protein 6-A-like
Exons: 8
Coding region: 381-1979 (532 amino acids)
Cellular component (GO): membrane
Molecular function (GO): transmembrane transporter activity
Source: RefSeq, a predicted model, not a curated record